UUAAAAUGUUUUUAAAUUUUCAAAUCAUCUUUAUAUUAGUAACUUUAUAUCAGGCACAGGGAAAAAGUUUAACUCCAAAUCAAACUGUAUCGUUUAUAAAUGAUUUGUUAAGUAAUUUAGAUCCCUUUUUGGAUUUUGUAAACAAAUUUAAAGAUACAAUGACGAUAACAACAGAGGAUAAUUCAGAUUCAAAGUUAGAGGAGGUGUUAAGUGAUAUUGGCGAUAUAUCAAGAUCCGGCAUUGCUAAAACGAAUAAUGGUUGUUCUCUUUCACUACGCAAUGAUCUUAAGGAUCCCAAAAUGCCUUUAUUGAUUAAGCCUGGAACCACUUUAUUCUAUCCUUAUGAUGAGAAUGGGGUUAUUAAUGUCGAUGUUAAUGGUGAAAUUGAACUAGUUUGUACGCGUGGAUUUGCCACUCCAAAUCAACCGUUGCUAACAAUUACAACUGCCUUUUGCGUGGGCGGUCAGACUUUUAAAAUCUUAAAUAAUCCUAUUAAUUUAGGUACUGUAUCGUGUACUGCUUGGAAUGAUGUGGCGGUUGCCAAUUUAAGCAACAGCUGUAAUGGUGGCACUAAAUUAAUAGAUGUAGGUUUCCAGUUGGCUCCCAUGCGUUUUGCCAGUGUAUAUCAAGUGUGUUUUAAUGAAAAUUAUGAGGUAACCCGUUAUGUCCAGUAUACCUUGUACAAGGGUGCUAAUAAUUUUCAGAAUUCAGCGCGGCCCAGCAAAUUUUUGAAGGCUGGUUUCUUUGGUGGCGAAGAACUGGAUGUCAUAUAUACGAAGCAAACACAAAAAGUUUUAGUUGAUCGAAUUUUGGGUCGGGAUUCGGCAAAAUAUUUUAAUGACAAUGAUUACUAUUUGGUUAAAGGUCAUUUAGCGGCUAAAGCCGAUUUUGUUUAUAGCAGCCAUCAACGGGCAACAUUUUUAUAUAUAAAUACGGCUCCUCAAUGGCAGUCCUUUAAUCGAGCCAACUGGUUGGCCGUCGAGAAUGGUCUACGCAAAUGGGUGGAGACCAACAAGCAAGACUUGUUGUGUUGGUCGGGUGUUUAUGGGGUCACCAGUUUGAAUGAUGAUAUGAAGACCGAUACUGAACUUUUUCUUUUCGAGGAUAAUGAAAAUAAUUUCCAUCUACCGGUACCGAAAUUAUUUUUCCGUGUAGUUAUUGAACCGAUUAGUAAACUUGGUGUGGUCUUAGUAGGUGUUAAUAAUCCCCACGUUCCUAUAAAUAUAAUUAAACAGAGCUAUGUCUUGUGUAAAGAUGUUGCAGAUAAAAUUUCUUAUAUAAAUUGGAAGAGGCUUGACCUUAAGAAUGGAUAUUCUUAUGCUUGUGAGGUCAAUGAGUUUCGAAAAGUUGUAACCCAUUUACCAAUGUUUGAUGUUCGGGGUUUGUUAGUCUAAAAAAUAGUAUUUAAAGUUAUGACACCAUAUGAAGUAUGUCUAGUAAAUAAUAAAAUAAAAGUGAUACCUUCAGUGA
This is a messenger RNA of Lucilia sericata (common green bottle fly), 1470 nucleotides long. RefSeq lists its product as uncharacterized. Gene Ontology annotation, biological process: apoptotic DNA fragmentation. Bases 6 to 1394 code for a protein of 462 amino acids. The record is from RefSeq and is a predicted model, not a curated record. The transcript has 2 exons. Gene Ontology annotation, molecular function: RNA endonuclease activity; nucleic acid binding; single-stranded DNA endonuclease activity. NCBI's taxonomy places the organism in Eukaryota, Metazoa, Arthropoda, Insecta, Diptera, Calliphoridae. Gene Ontology annotation, cellular component: mitochondrial inner membrane; nucleus.